Messenger RNA from Pisolithus orientalis, 1285 nucleotides. RefSeq lists its product as uncharacterized. The transcript is spliced from 6 exons. NCBI's taxonomy places the organism in Eukaryota, Fungi, Basidiomycota, Agaricomycetes, Boletales, Pisolithaceae. The coding region runs from base 254 to 1177 and encodes 307 amino acids. The record is from RefSeq and is a predicted model, not a curated record.
AGUCUUACCAAAUUCCAGCUUCCCACCUGUGUGUAUGUGUGUGGGUCGUGGCGUGCCCAGCAUCGCUUGCUGAUAUUCAGACUGCGGCUCACGUCGUCUGAGUGAAAAGCGCUGACAGUGCCAGGCUUACUACCAGAAAUCUCUACCGCCCUCUUAUUGGUUCAGUCAUGAACUUCCUACUUCUCCCAUUCCCGCAUUGACCACUCGAGUCCCGUGGACGACAUUAUUGUGCUUUUAGAAAUCCUGGUUUGCUAUGAUAUCUGUCGCACCAUGGUCGCAGAGCAUGAGGGUGGCUUCAAUUGCAUGCCAUUCUGUUGCAAUCUUGAGCACAGUGCUCAGGCUCGGAUAUCGUUGGUGGAUGGCCCGGUUCUGGUGGGAAGAUGCAGUGGCAGCACUUGCUUUAGUCUGUGAUGCUGUUACCCUUAUUGCUGCUGUGAUGAUCGCGCCGUAUCUUGGCUCAGGGGUCCGGACAUUCCAGACUGCUGUGUCAGUUUGGAUGUCUGCACUUUCCAUUCCUGCAGUGAUGUGGGCUGCCCGAAUUAGUGUCUUACUCUCCAUCAUGCGGGUAGGGAAUCCGCCUCCAACCCUGAAGACGAUUGCUGCAGCAGUCGGGAUUUCGUUCAUUAUCAUGUUCUGUGUUGUAGAGGGCCAGAGAAUCUACGUGUGCCUCAGUUCAGGGUGCCGUGAGUUCGAAUCCACUGCGGUUUCCCAGCUUGUCACAGACGGUUUGGCAGACUUCAGUUUGGUAGCAUUAUCUAUAUGGUCGUUGAGCGCGACUAGGCUGUCACGAUCAAGAAAGGUUCUGAUUCAGUCAGCAUUCACUGCGUCGAUGAUCAUUACCGUUAUCACGAUCAUCCAUUCGGCCAUCCUGUUCACACAGGAGUCCUCUGGAAUCCUCCUAAUCGCACACGUCAAGGCUGCUCUCUCGUUGAUGAUCUGCAACUUGCUUGUCAUUGUCACCUUUGUAUACAAAGUAUGUCGCAAGGGUCAGCUCGACCUCGAACGAGGGAACUCGGGAAUUCAGAUGGAGUUCACGACUAUAGAGUAUUGCCCGGGCACAAUGACCACUGGGGUGACCGCGCCCGAGCAGCAUGAGCGCUCGGGAGGUGCGACGGAGAUGAGUGCAGGGACCAAGCAGAGUAGCGUAGAUAGUGUAACCACAUCCAGUAAUUUGUAGUCAGAGAGACGGUGGAGGUUUUCCAGCCAGUUCCAAGUUGAUAUAUUUAUCGACGGUUUAUUUGUGAUAAUAGAGUUCUAAGGCAUGUAAUGUUAUAUUGGAAUUCAA